AUGGCACUUGGUGUCAUGGAGUGUCUACUCGGCACCCCCUCCUCUUCUUCGGGCAUCAUGAGCCCGAAUCUAAGCCCCCUAAACCCCGAAAUCGAGAAUGAAAGCGACAAGGCGAGCGAUAGCGGGACGAGCAAUGACGCCGUCACGCCCGCUGCCGCCGCCAUUGUCGGGGGAAUUGACAUUUCGCGCCUGCGGUUCGAGUGCCGCUGGCAGAACUGCGGCAAGGUUUUUCGCAGACCGAGUGAUUUGACCAAACAUGAAAGAUACCACAUCAAGGAGUACCUCUGCGACGAGGUCGGCUGUGACAAGGCCUUUGCCACGCAAAAAGACCUCAAGCGGCACAAGAUGACGCAUGAGACGCUCGACGGCAACAGCGCCGGGUACCGAUGCCGCGUCGCCGGGUGCCGGAAGGCCAAGACGGGGCACGUGUACAACCGCCGCGACAACUUUGUCCGCCACCUGCGGACGAAGCAUGUGGGCAUGGACUUUGAUGUCAGAGAGGAAUAUGACAUGACGUACUGA
This is a messenger RNA of Colletotrichum truncatum, 522 nucleotides long. RefSeq lists its product as uncharacterized. Gene Ontology annotation, biological process: regulation of transcription by RNA polymerase II. Lineage: Eukaryota; Fungi; Ascomycota; Sordariomycetes; Glomerellales; Glomerellaceae. The record is from RefSeq and is a predicted model, not a curated record. Gene Ontology annotation, cellular component: nucleus.